AUGUUGACAGGACGAAACAACACACUCACACCACCCAGUUACUACAUCUUAGAUAACCUUAUCACGAACAUCUCGCCAUUUUUCUCCAUCUUACAAUCUCCCUUUUCUGAUUUUCUCAUCUCCCUACUAUAAUGUCAAUACCACAUAAUCCUCUACACUCUAACCCACCAUUAAUUUCUUCCUCCCUUAAUUUCUACCCUCCAUUUCAUCAAUCACACCAUCUCUUGUAGACCCCACUAUCCCUGAUUCUCAUACUAACAGCCUCAAAAUUUUACUACUAUUUGUUAUUUAAACAAACAAACACUAUACUCCACAGAAUCUUCACCUUAUUUUCUCUUUCUCUCUCUAGCAAUGGAGUCGCGAGUGUUGUCACGUGCAACCACAGUGGCCGCCCUUCCGAAGCUUUUCCGACCCGUAAGAGAGUCUUCGGGUUUGGGUGUGUCCACCGGAAUUAAACCCCCGGUUGGAUUGGUUAAAGAUGGAGGGAAUUUGAUUUGGGGAAGGCAACUUAGGCCGGCUUUGCUUAUUGAACCGGUUCCAAAUAGCCAGGUUGGCUGUAGGAGGGAGAAAAUUGCGGUUCAACCGUGUCGUGCUGCUAGUGAAUCUUCCGGGGAAGCGAAAGUUGGGUUUUUGGAGAAGUAUCCUGCUCUUACCACCGGAUUUUUCUUCUUCAUGUGGUACUUCCUGAAUGUGAUAUUCAACAUUCUUAACAAGAAGAUCUACAAUUACUUCCCAUAUCCUUAUUUCGUGUCGGUCAUCCAUUUAUUGGUUGGAGUGAUAUACUGUUUGGUGAGCUGGUCAGUGGGCCUUCCUAAACGUGCUCCUAUUGACGGCAACCUCCUGAAGCUGCUGAUUCCAGUUGCUAUAUGUCAUGGUGUAGGCCAUGUUACCAGCAACAUCUCUUUUGCAGCUGUUGCAGUGUCUUUCACCCACACCAUUAAAGCCUUGGAGCCCUUCUUCAAUGCUGCUGCUUCUCAAUUCAUCCUUGGACAGCAAAUUCCCAUUACUCUCUGGCUCUCUUUGGCUCCUGUUGUGAUUGGUGUUUCUAUGGCUUCUCUGACCGAGUUAUCAUUCAACUGGCUUGGCUUUGUCAGCGCUAUGAUUUCCAAUAUUUCCUUCACUUACAGGAGUAUUUACUCAAAGAAAGCCAUGACUGGCAUGGACAGUACUAACGUCUAUGCCUACAUUUCCAUCAUCUCUCUGUUUGUUUGCCUCCCACCUGCCAUAAUCAUCGAGGGUCCUCAACUUAUGAAGCAUGGAUUCAGUGACGCCAUUGCAAAAGUGGGAAUGACCAAAUUCCUUUCUGACCUUUUCUGGGUUGGAAUGUUUUACCAUCUUUACAACCAGCUAGCUACCAACACCUUAGAGAGGGUAGCGCCACUUACACACGCAGUCGGAAAUGUCUUGAAACGAGUGUUUGUCAUCGGGUUUUCCAUCGUUGUCUUUGGCAACAGGAUUUCAACACAAACAGCCAUCGGAACAAGCAUUGCUAUUGCCGGUGUUGCAUGCUAUUCCUUCAUUAAGGCCAAAAUGGAAGAAGAGAAAAGACAAAAGAAGUCUGCUUGAGUUGAUCGUCUCAGGACCGAGAGCUUCAUUGGCUUGGAAGGAACAUUGCUGUAGAUUUCGAUAAUUUCCCUUCCUGGAAAAGGAGAACAACGAAAAUGUUGUAAAAUUAUUUUUUUUACGCGUCAAUUUAUUUGAUUUGGAGAAUGAACAACUAUCAAUCUGUAAUCUUCUUGUAUUCAAUAAUGAGUAUACUAUAUUGUACUA
Amaranthus tricolor (Joseph's coat) is the source of this 1770-nucleotide messenger RNA. Its product is annotated as triose phosphate/phosphate translocator, chloroplastic. Lineage: Eukaryota; Viridiplantae; Streptophyta; Magnoliopsida; Caryophyllales; Amaranthaceae. Gene Ontology annotation, biological process: transmembrane transport. The transcript has 12 exons. Bases 352 to 1566 code for a protein of 404 amino acids. Gene Ontology annotation, molecular function: antiporter activity. The record is from RefSeq and is a predicted model, not a curated record. Gene Ontology annotation, cellular component: membrane; Golgi apparatus.